AUGCAGGCAUCCCGUCUAGAGUCUAGCCUUGGGAAAGCCCCAAAAGCCUGCAAAUUCUGCAGAUUACGAAAGAAAAAGUGCAACAAAGCGCUUCCUAGAUGCGGCUUCUGCGCCAGGCAAGCUCCGCCGCGAAAUCGUUUAUGCGAAUAUUGGAAACCGAAUGCAGCAACAAAUACUCACUCUACCAUCGCUUCACCUGCUGAAAGAGAGUGGUCUUCUCUCCUCUUGGACCAAGAGCGGCUACACGCCCAGGCUGUCGACCUUCCCACUAUCCUUUUCCUGGAUCCAGAUCUACUACGGCUUGGCCAAGUAGAAACUAUACACACUGUACCAACCAUCCCAAAAAUUGUACUGCAAUUCCUAGGCGGCUUGGAUGAGAUCCGACUCACAGCAGACAAGUUCUUUGGGCACAUUCAUCAAUGGAUGCCCUUCAUCUCGAAGAAGCGGUUCUAUGAUCUCUACAUGCAGCCCUCAUUUCACUCUCGACCCGACGUAGCCUUACUUUUAUUGGCACUAAAGCUCAUCACUACCCUUCCCCUUCCUCAUCUGCCCAAUCCUCGCACAGUUUUGUAUCACACAGUCAAGCAUUUCUACCUAGAGGUUGAAAGUUCUUUUUCUCUCCUAGUGUUGCAAGCAGGCAUUCUCGUGGCACUAUACGAACUGGGACAUGGCAUCUAUCCAGCCGCCUUCUUGUCAAUUGGACAAUGUGGGAGAUAUGCCCAUGCCCUGGGAAUCAACACCAGUCAAACGGUGCCAGCUACAAGAGUGCUUACUCUGGUGGAAGUCGAAGAGCGACGAAGGGUAUGGUGGGCCAUUGUCAUUUUAGACCGUUUCGUGAGCAUCGGUUGCCCAGGACGGCCAUUUAUCGCUACACAUCCACGGCUUGAUGAUCUGCUACCGGUCAAUGAUGCCACAUUUGAUCUUGGUAUGAUUGUACUCGACGAUUUCUCUACUCUUUCGUCUCCGAAAACAGGGCAUAUGAGUAAAUUUUCUCUACUGUGUCAGGCUGCUCAUCUGCUAGGUCAAGUGCUUCAGCACGUUUCCAGUGACUCUGCGGGCCAGGAUAUCGCCUGGGUGCAGCUUUAUCGCACGCUACAAUCAAUGCUAACUGCUGCAUUGGAUGUUGACCACCCAGAUUACGAUCAAAUUACAUUUGUCUACAGCGCCCUUGUUGCUUUGUAUACGCCCUAUCUGUCCUCUGGCAAGACUGAAAAUCACAACAGCGACUACUCCCGGCGAGCUAGAGACGUUCUACACCAGAUCACAGGCCGAAUCAGUGCGAAUCUUGUCGGGCGCCGGUGCUUCUUAGGCCGAGAUCCAGAAGAUGUGUCUCCAUGGGGCCUAUACUUUGCUUAUCGCAUCUGUGGAGUGCUCAUGCGUCCUAGCGAGAGAGCACUGCACGGAGCCGAGGUGCUGAAGAGUCUGCUUGAAGCGUUCCAGAUAAUCUCCGUGAAAUGGAAUGUGGCGACCGUUUACCUUGAGUUACUAGAGGCACGGAAGGCCAUCUCCUUGGGAGCUUGAGUCUAUUGGAAUGAGGAGUAUACUUCAACGCUGGACACCUAGCGGCUAGAACAAUGAUUCUGCAUGGAAUCGAAGAAGUAUGCAUGAUCCACACACAAUACGUAUGCUCUCGUGGUACGGUUCUGAUGCUUCACAACGGAAAUGAGCCUUUUGAGGAGCCACUCGGCGAGUUUAAGGACUUUGCCAUCGAAGCUCGUAAGCUGUCGAAUGGGGCAACAAGGAGCUCCGUGGGGGGUUGGAGAGGCAUACAUAUAUAUUAUACAUCUUUUCUUCUUCUAUCAUUCCAAGAUUAUAAUUAUUAUUCAUUGCGUUAAAGAUGGAGCAAUUAUUACGAGAGCAAGUAUAAACGAAAUUCACAUCCACUGCGUCCUCCGCCUUUUACCACGCC
Messenger RNA from Trichoderma asperellum CBS 433.97, 1909 nucleotides. The record is from RefSeq and is a predicted model, not a curated record. Lineage: Eukaryota; Fungi; Ascomycota; Sordariomycetes; Hypocreales; Hypocreaceae.